This is a messenger RNA of Saccharomycodes ludwigii, 1164 nucleotides long. RefSeq names its product Bsd2p (gene BSD2). NCBI's taxonomy places the organism in Eukaryota, Fungi, Ascomycota, Saccharomycetes, Saccharomycodales, Saccharomycodaceae. Gene Ontology annotation, biological process: vacuolar transport; metal ion transport; ubiquitin-dependent protein catabolic process. The transcript has a single exon. Bases 1 to 1164 code for a protein of 387 amino acids. The record is from RefSeq and is a predicted model, not a curated record. Gene Ontology annotation, cellular component: perinuclear region of cytoplasm; Golgi apparatus; endoplasmic reticulum.
AUGAUAGUUGAAAAUUGUGAUCAUAAUAUUAGAUCAGUAGAACCGCUUGUACAAUCAUCGGUAGACCCACAACUUCCAACCGCAAAUACUUUACAUACUAUACAAGAAGAACAAACAGAUAUAGGAGGAGAAGAAGAAGAAGAAGGAGAAAACAGUGAUGCUAAUGAAAAUACUAAUUUUCUGUUAUCAAACCAUCCCAGAGUAACAGACGGAUUUAGGAGGAUGAGCGGUUAUUUUAAUAUUUUAGAUAGGGUAUUCCAUCCAAAGAGGUUGCAAAACGUUACUACCGUUAAUGGUGGUGUAAAUAAUGAUGCUAGCAUAGCUGGAAGUAGUAGUAGCGACGGUAACGGUCAACGUAUAGAUACAGAAGCAAGGAACGAGACACCAGCCAAUAAUAUCAUAGCUCAACGCAAUACUCAAAACUUAGAAAUGCAAACAUUACCAAGAACAGGCCAUCAACCGCCGCUAGUUUUAGGUCGGGGAAAUGAUGGUGUUUUUAGUAAUCUAUCAGCUAAACCAGAUGUAAGCAAUAAUGAUGGAGGCCGGAUCUACGAUGGCGAAAUUACAAGUCAAGAUAAGCCACCUACCUAUGAGGAGGCGGCAGCUGAUGCAGUACCACCAUACUGGGAUUUAUCACCUGAAGGUGCAAUGUAUUAUGAUGAGAUUUGUGUUGAUGGAUUACCAGCUGGAAAUUUGGUAAAUUUUAUUUGGAAUGCCAUAGUAAGUGCUAGUUUCCAAUUUUUCGGGUUUUUGAUUACAUAUAUUUUGCAUACGUCACAUGCAGCUAAAGAAGGUUCUCGCUGUGGUUUAGGUAUUACUUUUAUUGGAUAUGGAUGGACCAUGUUGCCUAAUAAUGUCAGCGGAAAAGUAGGGAAAGAUCAUAUUUUGAACAGGUUGGAGUUAAACGAUCCUAACGAACAUAAUGGUGAUAUAAAUUUAUAUUCUUCAGAUUUGGUUACAGAGGAUUCCUUUCAUAGUGGGUUAAAUCAUGGGUAUGAAGAGGAUAAUAGUGUUAAUGGAAAUAAAAAAUUAACAAUAAUUUCGGUUUUAUUAUUCAUUUUAGGUGGCAUUAUUAUCGUUAAAUGCAUUUAUGGGUAUUUUAGAAUUAAAAGAAUAGAAAAAUCAAUCAUUAGACAACAAGAAGAACAUAGUAAUGGAGACUGA